Messenger RNA from Lasiosphaeria miniovina, 948 nucleotides. RefSeq lists its product as uncharacterized. The annotation marks the transcript as partial. The record is from RefSeq and is a predicted model, not a curated record. Gene Ontology annotation, molecular function: 3-beta-hydroxy-Delta5-steroid dehydrogenase (NAD+) activity. Gene Ontology annotation, biological process: steroid biosynthetic process. The transcript has a single exon. NCBI's taxonomy places the organism in Eukaryota, Fungi, Ascomycota, Sordariomycetes, Sordariales, Lasiosphaeriaceae.
GUGGUGGACCGCGUCGUCGACAAGAACCGUCACAGUGGCGCGCACUACACGGUCGGCACCAUCACCGAUCACAGCCUCCUGGAACAGCUGCUCAAGCAAAUCACGCCCACUGUCGUAUUCCACCUCGCGUCUCCAAACGCGUCCUUCCCUACCGGCCCGCGGUCCGAUUUCUACCACACCAAUGUCGAGGGCACGCGCUCCCUUCUGGCUCUCGCCGCCGCCUCCCCCUCGGUGAAGGCCUUCGUGCACUGCUCCACUGUCGACAUCUACGAGGGCCCGCCACACGUCAAUACCCCCGAGACGCACCCGUUGUUCCCGCCCAGCUCUUUCGAGGAAUACGCGCGCACCAAAGCCAUUGCCGACACCGCCGUGCUUGACGCUGCGGCGCGCAGCAACGACCCCCGCGGACUCCGCAUCGUCUCCCUGCGCAUCGCGCACAUGUACGGUUCCCGAUGCAGCCAGCAGCUGCCCGCGCUACUUGCUCUCAGCGCCGGCGGCGGCCCGCUCGUGCGCCUCGGCAACGGCACGAACCUCUGCUCAGUGGUGUCGAGCGACAAUGCCGCUGCGGCCCAUAUUCUCGCCGCCAAAGCCCUGUUGGACCCCGCCCGCGCCAACGGGAAAAUACAUGGCGAGGCGUUUAACAUUGCCGAGCCGGAGCCAGUGUUGUUCUGGUACCACACCAUGCUGUUCUGGGCCGCAGCCCGCGGGCGCCCAGUUACGGACGAGGUGUGGACGGUUCCCACGUGGCUGGUCAGGAUCGUGUACGGAUUGAUCGCCUGGGGGUUUUGGCUGUGCACCGCGGGUCAGGCCCAGCUCCCGGUGAGUUUGAGCUAUACCACCCUCACCUGGACGACGGAGGAUCAUACGUAUAGCACGGACAAGGCAAGGAAGAGGCUGGGAUGGAGCCCAAAGUCGGAUCAUGAUGUCGUCAUAAGACGAUCGGUGGAG